This is a messenger RNA of Hydra vulgaris (swiftwater hydra), 737 nucleotides long. Its product is annotated as peptide methionine sulfoxide reductase MsrB. Gene Ontology annotation, molecular function: peptide-methionine (R)-S-oxide reductase activity. The record is from RefSeq and is a predicted model, not a curated record. Gene Ontology annotation, cellular component: cytoplasm. NCBI's taxonomy places the organism in Eukaryota, Metazoa, Cnidaria, Hydrozoa, Anthoathecata, Hydridae. Gene Ontology annotation, biological process: response to oxidative stress; protein repair.
CUUUUUUGACGAUAAAUAAAUUACAUAAAUCAAAUAUAAAAGAUUUCCGAAGAUUAACAUGUUACCAAGGUGUCUUGUUGUGUUUCUUUGUAUUGGUAAACAAAAUUUUAAACACUGUAGAAGAAGAUUGUUUGCUUACUCCGUUAUGAGUAGAAAAGUGGUCAAAGUAUCACCGAGCGACAUAAAAAGUGGGAAAGCUUCCAUUCAGAUAAUAUCUCCAUUGGGUGCAAGUUGUAUUGGACAUUGCUCAUCAUCAUUAAAUGAGGAUUUCCCUGUAAAACUGACAACUGAACAAUUAAAAGCUAAGCUGACUCCUGAACAAUAUGCUGUCACGCAAAAGUCAGGAACAGAACGAGCAUUUACAGGUAAAUACUGGGAUAAUCACAGAAAAGGAAUUUAUAAAUGUGUUGUUUGCGAUGAAAAUUUGUUUAACUCUGAUACUAAAUUUGAUAGUGGAACAGGCUGGCCUUCUUUUUAUGAUGUAUUAGAAAAAGGAAAAGUAAAAUUAAUUACUGAUAACACUAUGUUUAUGACAAGAGUUGAAGUUUUAUGUGCUCAGUGUGGUGCACAUUUGGGUCAUGUAUUUGACGAUGGGCCUGCUCCCACUGGAAAGCGUUAUUGUAUGAACUCUGCUUCACUUAAUUUUCAAGAAAAUAAAGAACUCUAAGAAGCUUGGCUAUGUCUGCUGAAAUUUUUGUAUAAAAGUAUUUUAAUUAUAAAAUAAUUUUUUAAAAUUA